This is a messenger RNA of Lytechinus pictus (painted urchin), 5099 nucleotides long. RefSeq lists its product as uncharacterized. The record is from RefSeq and is a predicted model, not a curated record. The transcript has 5 exons. Gene Ontology annotation, molecular function: protein binding. Gene Ontology annotation, biological process: signal transduction. Lineage: Eukaryota; Metazoa; Echinodermata; Echinoidea; Temnopleuroida; Toxopneustidae. Bases 436 to 3285 code for a protein of 949 amino acids.
ACACGCAAAAUUCAUACCAUAAUUUGACAGAGUAAAAUUUGAAUUCAUGAUUGUGAUUAGCGUUCGUGGUUCUGUUCUAGUUUGGUUUCAAACGUGCUAACAAUUAGUCAUUAGCCUUAUUAUUCACUGGAAUCAUUGUUUAAUUUACGAUUUUUUCCGUGUGAAAAGGCGGUUUCAGGGUUGUGACGGCAACCUGCGUUUGCAGAUAUCUCUCUCACACACCCAACAGCCACACCUGCAUAGACCCACAUACACUCUCAUCUCUGUUGUUUCAAAGGUGUGAGGACACUCCACUCCCACUCCGCAAACGCGGACGGUCACCACAAUAAUUAAUUUAUUUGCGUUGCAGAAAAGUAAAACAAGAAUUACAAUGUAUGUUUUGAUCCUUUUGAAGGAUGUCAUCAUUUCAUUUUCAUUCAGUCUCCUGAUGCCACCAUGCCUGUCUCUCUCAGUGUCUGGCGUGCCAAGAUCGGCACGUACAUGCGCCGUAAGCAGAAAGUAUAUGACUACUUCUACUACCUGAGGAGGUAUGUUUAUGGUCUCAAAUUAAUUGAAAAGGCGAAGAAAGCAGCUGAACACUCAAAAGAAAAUGACAAUAGCAAUUGCCACCACUCAUCUUCUAACAGCUCUCCAACUGGUGAAAAUGGUAAAUCUAGAAACGCAUCAUGUCGACAACAUCAGCCUUCUGACGGUGUAAACCUGAAACAAGCCGAAACUGAAUCACCGGGUGACCGUGACGUCAAUAGUAAGGAAGUGGAAGCAAGUUCUCAGACUGGUUACGUCGGGGGCAAUGGUCCUUCUUGUCGCACCAAAACCCCCGAUCACAUCGCUCAGGAUGGGUCUAAGUGUGCUGAUGGUCGUACACUUGCAACACAUCCAACAUGUUCAACCGAGAAGCAAUCCAUUCCUGUCCCUGAUCCUUCUGACACCAAACCUACCAAGCCUUGUGACCUAGACGAGUUGGACCUGAGAUACAUAACCAUUCAUAGCACAUCACAUGCUAGCCUCCACAAUUCAACUCAGAUACAUGGACAAGACAAAGGUGGUGGCAAAUCGGGGGUAUACUCACAGGUAGCUACACACAUCGCUGGCCAUCAAGAUGGCGUCAAGCAGGACCUGGAGAGAUCGAACCCUUUAACGUCGGAAAUAGAUGACCAAUCUUCAUCUAUUUCUGAACUGGAUACAUCUUGCAACGCUGAGCACACAUUGUGUACUUUGGAGGUCGAAACAUUUCAUGAAACACCAAUCUCUCCAGUCAGGAGAUUACGUUCAUCCAGUGGAGACGCAGAUAAAAUACAAAGGAAUUUAUUCUGUUCUAGUAUGACCAACGUGAUCCUCCUGAGGUCUGGUGACGUGGAGCAAAAUCCUGGUCCAAAUAACAACCCUGGGAAUCUAACUGAGUUCGAACUCCAUCUCCUUGCUGACGGUAUGGAUCCAUCAGACUUCAGGAAGGUUGGACUGGCUUUAGGAUUCACUGAGGCUCAACUAAGUCGGUUUGAGAGAGAUAACACUGGGAACAUAAUGCAAGCAAUCUAUAGGAUGCUUUGCGAGUGGCUGAAGACAGUACGAGAUAAUGAAGCGAGGGCGAUACUGUCCAAAAAGUUAAAAGAAAUAAAUUUGGCACAGCUCGCCGACAGUGUACAGAAAGGUCAAGUCGGAGAUCACAUACUAUCACUGACAGAAGACGAAUUCAAACGGGUCAUCAAAGAGGUCAAGAAAUAUUCUGCCGUUCACCACUGUCAAAUUCAAGCCGAUCCACUGAACAGCGACCUUAUACUUGAAUUUAAUCGGAUUUUCACAAAUUUGACUUUGAUGGAAGAAGAUAAGGGAACAAAGCAUAAGACACCGUUACUCUACGAAGACCUACUCAAGACCAAGGUAAACGGGGUCUUUCCACAACGCUUGUUGGUUGAAGGUGAAGGUGGUGUGGGGAAGACAACUCUUUGUGCAAAGAUCGUUUGGGACUGGAUUCAUGAAGCAGCUUACCAAGAUUUCAAACUGGUACUUCUCGUCCUCCUUCGUGAAGUAAAGGAUAAGACUAUUGGAGAGAUUAUAAAGUCCUACCUCCCAGACGACAAUAUGGUUACAGCCAUGCAGCUAAACAAGUAUGUCUUUUCCCAUCAGACAGACGUCCUUCUCGUUCUGGACGGUUUUGACGAGUUUGCUGGCGAUCUUGAUAGCUGUUACCAAAUCGCCCUCAUCAUCCUGAAUCGGGUGUUCAAGUCAGGGAAAGUACUAAUCACAUCAAGACGAUGGAGAUCAGAUGAGAUACGGAAGAUUACAGAGCUUAGAAAGCUUUAUGCCUUCAUUGCCGUGGAAGGUUUCUCUGAUGAAAAUCUAUCUUCCUACGUCACCAAGUUCUUCCAUCCAGACACAACUUCGGCUGAAGAUUUGAAUCGAUUUAUAUCAAAUAACGAUGUGAUCAGAGAGAACAUGGCUCCAUACCCCAUAUACACAGCUAUGCUGUGUAUCAUGUGGAAAGAAUUCGAUGGCGAACGUCGCAUAGCAAUGUCGAAAUUACAAACAUUUUCUCAGCUGAUUGAUGAGAUGGUCCAAUUCUUGGUCGAUCAUUAUCUUUCAAAGCUCGGUCUGACGUCAAGAGACGAGGAGUGGCAUGUACAACGUGCAGAAAUACUUCUCCAUCUAUCCAACAUCGGUUGUCUUGCCUUCCAGGGGCUCAUGGAAAGACGAUUGGUGUUCAGCGAACAAGAGUUCAAGAGCUGGCCAGGAUGUGUAAACACAGGUUGUCAAGUUGGAGUACUCACUAAACAAGCACCGAUCCUUAAGAGGAGACAACAAAGGUACCAUACACAUCCCGCAGACUCAUCUGUGCAGUUUCCCCAUAAGCUGUUUCAGGAGUAUCUAUCAGGGAUGUAUCUGGCAUCUCUUCACAACUCAAACAGAAGAGAGUACGACAGAUUGAUGAAGGAUAUAGUCGGAAAUGCACAUGAAUUCCUGGAGCUUCUGUACUUCACUUCGGCCCAACAGAAGGAGGUCGGAUUGGAUAUCAUAACUCAUCUCAUAGCGUCAACGUCAACACGAUCAAUGAGAUAUGGGCGUACCGAUGAUGACUACAUUGUCGAUGUUGCAUAUGAGAGUCAAGACCAAACAGUGGCCAGAGCUGUGGCAGAUCAUCUAUCGACUUCAUCCAGCAACACACUUGAGAUCGGAGAAGAGAUGCAGGCCCACACGGUAUCAGGACAUAUCUUCAUCAUGAAUCAUCGUAAAGUGGUAAACAAUAACCCCCAUACAAACGCCCUCUGUAUUCAAAGAUCUAAUGUUUAAAAUCAUAGGUCUUUAUUUAUUUUAUUUUUUUUACCCCCCAAAUUUAAAACAAACGAGACCAAAAACUACAGUCCCUCAAAAACAUUCAAUAAAAAAAAAAUAAAUGAACAUUACUGGGCCCAAUUUCAUUGGUUUUUAAUUCUAAUAUCAGUCAUAAAAUGCACCCCUAGUAAAAUAAAUCGAAUGAGGCAAAACAAACAAUGAAGUCUCAAAUAUUGAGCUUUAUUGAACUUUAUUGAUCCUCCUUGAAAAAGUAACAUAUAACAAGAUACAUGUACAUUACAAUUACAUGCUAACGCAUAUGUCGAAAACGUUUAAAAGCAACAAAUAUCGAUAAUUAAAGGAAAUUGAUAUAAAGACAAGGAAGACGAGGAGACCUUUGGAAGCCAGGCUUGUAAUAAGGUCCCUCAGCAUUGAAACAAUACGUUAUUUGUUUGUUUAAAGCAAAACCUGAUUCUAGCUAUUAACUGGUUGAUAAUACUAAAAAUAAAAGAAAAUAUGUUGUACUAAGUUUAUACAAGGAUACAUAUGUGGUUAAAAACUAUUUACAGAAGAAUAAUGGAUAUGUUGAAAAAAGGGAGUUAAAAAAUGAAUAGAUAGAUAGACAAAUAGAAAGAUAGAAUAACGGGGGAGCACGAAGUUACAAGAUAGUAAAUGGCAAGAGAUAAGAGAUUUAUAACAAAAUCUAUAAUUGAAAUGACUACUAGUACUUAAUGAAAGGAGUACGUGUACAUUUACCAGUUGGCCGAGACAUUUUACAGAAUUUAUAUUGCUAAUCACAUAGUUCUGCAUGUAUUUAACAGAAAAACAAUUAUACAUCAUCAACGUACUUUAAUAUUCAAAAAUGAAAGUUUCAAUUUCCAUUUAAAAACAGAAAUACUAACAGACCCGGUAAUGUUGGAGUUCAAAGAAUUCCAUAACUUUGGCCCUGUACAGACCAGUGUUUUCUGAGAAAAUAUUGUCCUUGCAUGAGGAAUACGCAGUGCAGUAGCAUUUCUUGUUGGGUAAUUAUGAAAUUGGUUGUUCCUAUGAAUUAAAUAUGCUAACGUCAAUGGCAAAUCACCUCUAUAAAAAUUAUACAUGAGCGACCCCAAUUGGAUAACACUUUAAAAACAAAUAAAACGUAAAAGGAGGGGUAGAAAUAAAAUAAAUGUUUGUAUGUUGGUUUGUUGUUCUUAAAAAUUACAAUAGUGUUAAGCCUCGGGUAUGCAGAGUUUACUCAAACUGAUUGGUCCAAUUCGAAAAAAAGCAUGAGACUUGGUUUCAAAUUACUUAACGGACUUAAUGUCACAAUAUUCAAAUAUUCAUGAGGAUAAUAAAUUCGGUGGAUUCCCAAUACUUUGCACCAUUACUGAUGCGCAUGUUGGUAUAUGCAUUUGAAAGCAUACAUGCGAAUUUUCAACGCAUGUCGAAGCGGUUCGACCGGAAGUGCUUGUUACUAUAGGGUCUAGGAGGUACGAGAGAAAUUUGCCUGCACAUUUUUUCGCAAUGUUAAAUCCAUUUUUGUGUGUAUUUUUGCGAUAUGUUUGUCAUUUUUGAAAUUCGACCACUGUGCCCUGCCUUCGCCUGGGGGGGGGGGGGGGGGUACUCAUUCACCCCUAGAUCCGCGCCUACCAGUAAUAACGAUUAUUAGACCAAAAGAGAAUCGGACCAAAUUGGUAUUGGAUUCAGUGGAUAUAAGACAAACGCUCAAUUGGACCUAGUAGGUAUAGGACCAAAAUGACAAUUGGAAUAACUGCCAAUGACGUUAGACGAACUAUUGGACGAAAUGGCUAUUGGAAGAAGUGUCUACUAAACAAGGUGGCAUUUAGACG